CAAAAACGUUACACGUUUUAUCAUAUUUUUCUUUAAUGUUACUCUUUUAUCGUUAAAUAUGAAAGUUGCUGCCGUGCUUUUGUAGUUAAAACACCAACCGCAAAUAUUGUGAGAAGUGACUGUAGACUGUAGCUCUUGUUUGAAGACUAAUGUCUGUGAGACCAGCUCUGGUGGACUGUGUGGUUUUAUCACUGCAAGACUCCUGUGUGUUUUAUCCGUCCUGUAAAGGAUGUUUCUCCAGGAUUCAAGUUGAACUGAAGAACACGACAAGAUGUCGAUGCUCCAAGUGUGGCUAUGUCUGUCUGAGGGAAAAUGUCGAUUACAGAUACCGCCUCUCACUGAAAGUGACCAGAGAAACAUGCAUAUUUGGAGUGACAGUAUUUGGAACCUGCUUGAAUCCGUUCUUUGGCAUUCACGCAACUGGCUUACAAAGGUUGUUGAACAACAUGGAAGGACCAGUUGAAGCAUCAACUAGAUCUACAUUGUUGGUCACAGCUGUCCAAGACUGUUUCAUUGGCAGACGUUUCAUCUUUGGUAUAAAGGUGACUGAAACUGAACCUGAGCCCUGGUUACGACGGCCCAUUGUGAAUAGCUCCAGCAGUAGAGAGACAGUCCAGUUAAUCGCCAGCCAGAUGAUCCUCCCCAAAGCUUUAGGCCUCGCAGGCUGCACAGUGGUCAGUUAUUAUGAGAUCCUUUUACAGAAAGCUUCAGAGUAUGAGCAGGGCUCUACUGAUCUGCACAAACCCUCCAGACCCCCUGAAACACCCCUGCUGCUGUGUCUUCAUCCUUCACCACCCAGCAGUUUUGACAGCACUUCACCAUCUACAGCAAGUUGUAUAAGUCUACCACUGCAAAGAUCACAGUACCAGGACUGCACCCUUACUCCCACCCCUCCAUGGCAGCAAUCACUGGGGCUCAUUACAUCGUCAGCAGAACAAGAAGAAAGCUGCAACUCCCAGGACAGAGGAGAAGAUCGCCUUAGACAAACAAACAAAAAGAACACACAAAAUCAAACAGAGAGAGACAACCUGAAGCAUCUUAAAAUUGCAGAGGAAAGAGGAUCAUCACCUCUUCGUUCUUUACAGUGCCACUCAUGCAGUAGUCCAUCGUUUGCCAAAUACUCAUCUGUUAAUGAAGCAGCUGGGCAGACCUCCAUCCAGGAGUCAUUGUUCAGUCUUUCACCAUCUAACAACAAUAACAACAGCUCCAGUAAGAGGAGGUGCUCCCUCAGAAAUCUUACCAAGACACAUUUAUCAGACUCCUUGGCUUGGGAGAAUUUGCCUUUCUCUGAAAGUCUCACAGAGUUUUUGGGUGAGGAAAACAAAGACUGUAUUAAUGUCAGUGAAUCAAAGGCAGAUCUGAACGUACAAAACCAGGAAGAAACAACAAAAAACAGCCUGGAACUUGGAUCACAAGAUAAGAACUUAUCAGUUGAAUCAGAGUCUGUUUGUCAGAGUUUCACACAGAAAAAGGUCAACACAUUUAUGGAUUUAAUCGAUACUCCAGGACUGAGUGAAGCAGACAGUCUUGAUUUAUCAGAACAAGUAUGUAAAGAACCUGCUGAAUGUGUGAACAAGAGUCAAGUCGGAACCAUUCUUCUUCAGGAGGAUGAAAAGUCUUUUCCUUCUUUUUUGGAGAGUGAAGAAGAGCAGCUUCAAGGAGACGUCUAUGAUUGUUCAGCAGACUUGUUCAGUAGCCCACCAAUGAUGGACAAGAACACAAGCAUGCUUAAAACAAACACAGAAACUGUCAGGGUGACCACAGAAGCUUGUACGGAGCUGUACAUGCCAAAGAAGCAGUGCCUGAGGAGAGAGAUGACUGAUUUAACACCUGUCAGACAGAAGCUGAAAAGCAACAUAUGCAGUAAUGAUGACAACUUCCUUCCACCUGGGACACUAGAUCUUGACUUUGUCCCUCCUUCUCAGUCAACCCCCAUUGUAAAAUUAGUUGCAUUGACAGGGACACCUGACCCCUCAUACAGAACCUCGACAUUUGGGGAGUUCAUUUCACAGACUCACAGCCAAGAUUUCAGUUCUCAUUUUAGAAAUCAGUCUGAACUGGGCAGUAAAAUAAAAACCAAAAUCCCCUCUUAUAAAUCAGAGGGUGUUGGUGUGAAUCAAGUGCACCAGUGUGGCGAUGAGUCAACAAAAGAAAACCUGGAGAGGAGUACAACAUUCAGCAGGUACAGAUUCAAUUCAAAGAGGAGAUUUGUGAAGCAUAAAAAUCGUCUGAGAGACCAGAGAUGGGCGCCAGACACAGGGUCACCAGGAAGGCAGAAACAUUCAUGUAACCAUGAUGUGGCUCUGUGUGAUAAUGAUAACUCACUUUUUGUUCCUCCUACUCCUGUUGCAAAGUCACUUUUGAGUGAGAAGCAACGAAAAGGUCAGACUGAAUACAGCAGCAGUAGUUCGAGUCAGACUUAUGGAGAGCUGCUAAGAGACAGAAGGGAUUGCAAAAUAUCACUGAUGGAUCAAACUGUUAAGUCCACUCAGAGAGGUCUGGUUCAAACAGGAAACGCUGACAGUGAAACUUUAGAUAAGGGGGCAAUGGAUGGAUCUGAUAGUGAGAAUGGAGCGUGUGAUUGGUCUAGAGAUCUGUUCUCUGACUCGGUGUGAGGAACUACAGUGCUUGGACUUUAUAUUUAACCAAAGAAUUUUAGUUUAUAAAUUAAUGUCAUGCUGGAAACAAAUUAUAAUAGGCUUAUUUCUGUCAUUCACUGUCAUUCUGCUUUUUUCUUUGGCAGUACUAUUGGUCUAGUCCUGCUGGAUCACAGUAACCGCACACACAGUACAUUAAACACAAGAAAAAACCUAAAGGAUUAUCUGUGUACUCUGCUGUUUGCAUAAAUGAAUGAAUGAAUAUCUUAUUUUCCUGUUAGGUCAUUUACCAUCCCAUUGCUCAUGGUAUUAUUCAGACACAUUAAGAGAGAAUCAGCCAAAUAUUCUGGGAUAUCAUCCUGGCACCACAGAACAGCACAGAACUUUAACAUUAUCAAGCAGACAUGAACCACCCCCAAAUUAUCAUGCUUCAGGAGAUAAAUCACAGUCAGAUGAAACAAGUAUACAUGCAAAAAUGCAUGUAUUUAACACCAGUACCAACCCUGUUUACUAACAUCAGCAGAAUAAUGUAGAAUGAGAGUGAGGGUGGUCACUAAUUUUUAUCUGUAGUGUCCAAUCAAUUUAAUGCUGGCAUCUAGUAUAUCUAGGUGUUGAAUUAAAUAAGAGAGUUUUUUUACAGGGCAGAAUAUAAACUAGAAAAGCACUCGGAGAGCGCAGACCUCAACCAUUAGCCGUAUUUCACAGUAGUACAGAAUCCUUAAAAAAAUUCCUGGAUCCAUCCCCAUGUGCCCCUCCCCUCGGCAUUCGCGAGGACUUCCUCCCCGUGGGGUGGUAACGCGGCGAGGUAAAGCAUUAGCUUCGCUACAGAAGGACUGUCAUGGCGGAAGCAUUGUCUGCUGGUGCAGAUGCACUGACAGUCUCACC
Cheilinus undulatus (humphead wrasse) is the source of this 3482-nucleotide messenger RNA. RefSeq names its product DNA damage-induced apoptosis suppressor (gene ddias). Bases 150 to 2615 code for a protein of 821 amino acids. The transcript is spliced from 5 exons. Gene Ontology annotation, cellular component: cytoplasm; nucleus. Lineage: Eukaryota; Metazoa; Chordata; Actinopteri; Labriformes; Labridae. The record is from RefSeq and is a predicted model, not a curated record. Gene Ontology annotation, biological process: negative regulation of intrinsic apoptotic signaling pathway in response to DNA damage.